Messenger RNA from Danio aesculapii, 1852 nucleotides. It is a transcript of the gene rexo4, whose product is annotated as REX4 homolog, 3'-5' exonuclease. The coding region runs from base 283 to 1545 and encodes 420 amino acids. NCBI's taxonomy places the organism in Eukaryota, Metazoa, Chordata, Actinopteri, Cypriniformes, Danionidae. Gene Ontology annotation, molecular function: 3'-5' exonuclease activity; nucleic acid binding. Gene Ontology annotation, cellular component: nucleus. The record is from RefSeq and is a predicted model, not a curated record. The transcript has 8 exons. Gene Ontology annotation, biological process: DNA catabolic process; rRNA processing.
CACAAAACAGAAAGUUCCUUCAGCAUGGUUGUCUCAUGGUGCAGAUUUAGCUAGUUCUUAUCUUUGACUUGAACAGUUUUAAGUUAAUAUAUUUCUUUUAUGCGCAUUUGCUUUUUUCGCGUUAAAAUGCAGGUUGUGUAUUAGCGCUAACGCUUGACAUCAACGAAUUAACAUACAAUCAGCGUAUGGAUGUUAUUAACGCCAGUAACGUUCGGUAAUAACAAGAAGCUGAACAGCACUUCAGUGUUUUUUAUUCAGGUUACAUAGAUAAAAGGCAGUACGAUGUCAAAAGUUAAGCUGAAGAAACAGGCUGACAGGGUUAAAACUAAUGAACAGUCGAAGACAACUUACAACAAAAAGAAGUAUAAGGGAGAUGCGUGGUUCUUCGCCACAGAACCAGCUAAAAAGAAGGAAACGCAGAAACCAAAAGCUGCAAACCCAUUCAUUAUGCCGCCUACAGAUGGCCAAGACUAUUCAUGCAACUGGAGAAAGUUACUGCAGACUCUUCCUCCAAAUCCUGAAAAGAAGAACAAAGGCACAAAACAGAUCAAAGAUGCAAAUGUUAAAGGAAAGCAGAUGCCGUCGUCUUCCAAAGAGUCUCAAAAACCUGAGAAACCCUUCAGAAAAGCCAAAGAGACUGUCAAAGCUGAAUCUGAGAAAUCUAAACGGGUGAAAAAACAUGGAGAGCUGACGAAUGGAAAAGAGCAAAGUGGACACAAACAGUUCAAAGCAGAGAAGAGGAAAAACAAGGAUGGAAAUGAGAAAGGGAUGAGCAAAAAGAGAAAAGCUGAGGAGGAGGAGGAGAAAAAGAAAACCGCAGAGCCGGACCUCUGGUUUGACGACGUGGACCCUGAUGACAUCGAGUCCGCUUUAGGGACUGAAGCUGCAGACAUCAUGCGGAAACGCUGCGGAUUAACGAAGUGCGAUCCAAAAAACACAGAGAAGAUGCUGGUGAAAGAGCAUGCUUUUGAGGGCGUGACUCGUGCGGUUGCGAUGGACUGCGAGAUGGUGGGUGUUGGAUAUAACGGAGAGGACAGUAUUUUAGCUCGAGUCUCCCUCGUCAACCACUUCGGGAAAUGCAUCUAUGAUAAAUACGUCAAGCCCACGGAGAAGGUUACGGACUACCGGACGGCAGUUAGCGGCAUCAGACCGGACGACAUCAAGAAUGGUGAGGACAUCAAGACAGUGCAGAAGGAAGUGGCUCAGAUUCUUAAAGGAAGGAUUUUAGUGGGACACGCCAUUCACAAUGACUUAAAGAUUCUGCUGUUGGAUCAUCCCAAGAAAAUGAUCAGAGACACACAGAGAUACAAACCAUUCAAGCAGAAAGUAAAGAGCUCUCGUCCUGCAUUGAGGAAUUUAUGCAAACAGAUUCUCAAUGUUCAAGUUCAGCAGGGUGAACAUUCGUCUGUUCAGGACGCUCAGGCCACCAUGAGGCUGUACACAAUGGUGAGGAAGCAGUGGGAGGCGGAGCUUAAGACCAAGAGGGGCGGGGCAUUUAAUAAGAGUCCACGAAAACCCAAACCUCCUAAAAACCAGAAAAAAUGAACUCCGAACAACCAAUAAAACUCUUCAGUGACCACAUGACAGACAGAAACUCAACAUGGAUAUGUGCAAGAUAACAUCACUGGUGCCAAUCAUUGGGUCUUUAGUUCUGUAACGAUCAGCUGUGUUUAAUGUGUGAAUGUCUCUAAAUGAGAUUGAUUUCAGGUCUCCUUUUGUUUGAGGAAUGAGACGGUCAAACUCUAUCAUCGAGCUUGUUUUAUACAGAAUAAUUUAAAUGUUAUUUACCACCAUGUUUAAAAUGAUAGGACACAUUUUCUGUGCUAUUAAACAUUCUACACCUUGUGAACAA